AUGGCGGCGGCGACCGCGGCGGCCUCGCAAAGCGCCCCCGUCAAAAUGGAGCCUCCGGCGGCCUCCGCGGCCGCCGCGGCGCCUCCACCCGCGCCCAACGGGGCGGGCGGCGCGGGGGGGCCGCCCCCCAAGAGCGAAGGGGAGAGACCAGCCCAGAACGAGAAGAGGAAGGAGAAGGGGAUGAAGAGGGGGGGGAACCGCUUCGAGCCCUACCCCAACCCCUCCAGGAGGUACCGGGCCUUCAUCACCAACAUCCCCUUCGACGUCAAGUGGCAGUCCCUGAAGGACCUGGUCAAAGAGAAAGUUGGUGAGGUAACAUACGUGGAGCUCUUAAUGGACGCUGAAGGAAAGUCAAGGGUAAGUGUUCUGAGAGAAUUUACUUCUGUGGAUUUUCUACCUGCCCAAAAAAUAAAAAAUAAAAAAUAACAAAGUUUAUCCGUGUGGUGGUGGCGUGGAAAAAAGGCAGCCAGGGAAGGAAGCGCGCGGAGAGUGUGGAUGUGGAGUGGCCAGAGUUCCGGGAGAGCCGCUUUUCCGGGGGUUUGGGAGGAGGUGGGCCCGGGGUUUCGGAGUUCAGGACGGUUUUCCCCGCGGUCAGUUGGCGUUGGCUGUCGGACUUUUCCCCCCCUUUUUUUUCCCACCCUCCCUUUUUUCCCUCCCCCGGCCCCCCCCCGGAGCCCAGUUGGUAUUUGGCUGGAGAGUGGAAUUAUUUAUUUCUCCAUGGCUUGGCAAAACUCGAGCGGUUUGGCUGCAUUUUGGAAGAGCGGGUCGUGUUUUUAAAAUAAAACUCCACUUCCUGGGCCAGGUAAAAACCCUCGGAUGUCACCCUCUCUUAGCCCAGAAUUCCAGGGAUGGAAAAGUGUCCUGAAGGAUCCGGAUGUAGGGUUUGUGUGUGGAGGCCAGGGAAGAGCAGGUCACGUGGAGGAGUGUGUGGUUAUUUUCUUGGAGGAGGAGGAGGAGAGUCGGGAUUUAGUUCUGUCUGUUCCAAAGCUCAGAGAAAAUCCCAGUUUUUUUAACCCUCUGAUGGAAAUUAGGGACUGGAAGUCUCGGAGGCUUUUAUUCUCACCAGCAGGGCCAAAACUCAAUGUGAUUUGACUUGGAAAUAAAGAAAUAAAUUAGGUUUUUGGGGGGUGUUUGUUGAGCUUUUGCUGACUUUGUUUGUUUUCUUCCCUCCUCUCGUCCCCGGUCCCGACCUCCGGAAUCUCCUCCUCAGGGAUGCGCGUAAGUUCAGUUUUGGGGAGGGAAUUUUCUCCUCAUGUUCUUUUAUUUUUUGAGUUCUCUCCAGUGAUGUGUGAGCUUUUCUACUUCUCUCCAACACCAACCUAUCCCCUCUCCCCUAAAUUUUAGUCUUUAAGAAAUAAAACUUUAGUUUAAUAAGUAU
This is a messenger RNA of Lepidothrix coronata (blue-crowned manakin), 1378 nucleotides long. RefSeq names its product heterogeneous nuclear ribonucleoprotein M-like. Gene Ontology annotation, biological process: alternative mRNA splicing, via spliceosome; regulation of mRNA stability involved in response to oxidative stress. Lineage: Eukaryota; Metazoa; Chordata; Aves; Passeriformes; Pipridae. The transcript has 3 exons. Gene Ontology annotation, molecular function: mRNA binding. The coding region runs from base 1 to 426 and encodes 141 amino acids. The record is from RefSeq and is a predicted model, not a curated record. Gene Ontology annotation, cellular component: post-mRNA release spliceosomal complex; nucleus; cytoplasm.